AUGGACCUCUCCUUCAUGGCCGCGCAGCUGCCCAUGAUGGGAGGAGCCUUCAUGGACUCGCCCAACGAGGACUUCAGCACCGAGUACUCGCUCUUCAACUCCUCCACCAACAUCCACGCGGCGUCCGGCGGCCAGGGCCCGCCCGAGGAGCCCGCCCGCUCCUCCAACGACGCCGUCCUGCUGUGGAUCGCCAUCAUAGCCACGCUGGGCAACAUCGUGGUGGUGGGCGUGGUGUACGCCUUCACCUUCUGA
This is a messenger RNA of Pipistrellus nathusii (Nathusius's pipistrelle), 252 nucleotides long. The record is from the annotation of a GenBank genome assembly. Lineage: Eukaryota; Metazoa; Chordata; Mammalia; Chiroptera; Vespertilionidae.